Messenger RNA from Cornus florida, 3295 nucleotides. RefSeq names its product probable LRR receptor-like serine/threonine-protein kinase At3g47570. Bases 29 to 3295 code for a protein of 1088 amino acids. The transcript is spliced from 5 exons. Gene Ontology annotation, molecular function: ATP binding; protein kinase activity; protein binding. The record is from RefSeq and is a predicted model, not a curated record. Lineage: Eukaryota; Viridiplantae; Streptophyta; Magnoliopsida; Cornales; Cornaceae. Gene Ontology annotation, biological process: protein phosphorylation.
UUCACCUCGACUUGCAUCAUCUUGAGUGAUGGAGAAAACUUGCUUCCUUGUUUCUGUCACAUUUUUAUUGUUGGUGCACUGCUCUCUCAUGGCUGUGACUGUGAGUACUAGGAGUACUGCAACCAAUAUCACCACCGAUCAAUCGGCUCUUCUUGCCCUGAAAUCCCAUAUCACAAGCGACCCUCACAACAUUUUGGCAAAAAACUGGACCACCACAACCUCCCAUUGCAACUGGAUUGGUGUCCAUUGCAACACUCGUCACCACAGAGUUGCAGCCUUGAACCUUUCUUACAUGGGCCUAAGUGGCACCAUCCCUCCACACAUUGGAAACCUCUCCUUUCUAACCUUACUAGACAUCAGAAACAAUAGUUUCCAUGGUGCUAUCCCUAAAGAGAUAGGCCAUUUGCGUAGACUAAAAAUCAUCAGAUUCUUUUCCAACGACUUUACGGGAAACCUUCCCAAGGAAAUCGGCAAACUUGCUAAUCUGGUGUCUUUGGACGUGCAGUCAAAUAGGCUUUCCGGCUUCAUACCUGCCUCCAUCUUCAACAUCUCCUCAUUGGAAGAUAUUGCUUUCACUAAUAAUAGCCUGUCCGGUAAUCUUCCCACGGAUAUGUGCUACCGUCUUCCAAAACUCUAUGGGCUCUAUCUGUCAUUUAACCAGUUCGAUAGUCAAAUUCCUUCCACUUUAUAUGAAUGCUUGAAACUUCAAUUCUUGUCAUUGUCAUAUAACAAAUUCAGUGGACCAAUACCAAGAGAGAUUGGGAACUUAACCUUCCUGAAAGGGUUAUAUCUUGGUGGUAACAACUUGGAAGGUGAAAUUCCACCACAGCUGGGAAAUCUUCAAAAUUUGGAGUCACUAGAAAUUGAGCGUGCUGGUCUCACUGGUGCAAUACCAAGAGAGAUUGGUAACUUAACCUUCCUAAAAGAGUUAUAUCUUAGGGAAAACAACUUAAAAGGUGCAAUACCACUAGAGAUUGGAAACCUUUAUGAUUUGAAAAUUUUAAACUUACAAGUCAAUAGCCUAACAGGUUCGAUUCCAGAAACAAUAUUCAACUUGUCAAAACUACUAGAUCUUUCAUUUUCGAGAAAUCAACUUUCAGGAAAACUUCCGUCGAGUAUUAAGUUACCCAAUCUUGAACAAUUUUACCUUUCUGAAAACAACCUCAGCGGAAUUAUCCCCGACUCUAUCUCAAAUCUUUCCAAAGUCGUUAUUUUAAGCCUUUCCAAUAACAAUUUUAGUCAUUCAAUUCCCAACACACUUGGUAACUUAGGACUUCUCGAAGUACUACAUCUAGCAGGAAACAAUUUCAUCAGUGGGUCUUCAAACCCAGAAUUGAGCUUUCUUACUACCUUGACAAAUUGCCGACGCUUAAAAAACUUGAUCAUAUUAGACAAUCCACUGAAUGGCAUCCUUCCAGUUUCCAUUGGGAAUUUCUCGUCUUCGCUUCAAGAAAUCUGGGCAAGUGAUUGUGAAAUUAAAGGCAACAUUCCCAACCAUAUUGGUAACUUGAGCAAUUUGGCUUUUUUACGUCUAUAUGGUAACAGCUUCACUGGAACUAUUCCUACGACAAUGAAAGAGUUGCGAAGGCUCCAACUUUUAGACCUUGGAAUUAACAUGAUACAAGGGCCCAUUCCACAUGAUCUUUGCCACUUGCACAACUUGGGUUCAUUAAGUCUGGAUGAAAAUGAACUUGUUGGUCCGAUUCCAGGUUGCUUAGGGAAUGUUACAUCUCUAAGACAUCUCUUUAUGGGUUCUAACAAAUUAAACUCCACAGUACCUAUAAAUUUGUUCAGCCUCAAAGAUCUUUUGAUUUUGAACUUGUCCGCAAAUUCUUUUAGUGGCGGUCUUCCCUCGGAGAUAGAAACUUUAAAGGCUGCAAUACAAAUAGAUCUGUCACUGAAUAGAUUCUCAGGUGAUAUCCCUAGCACAAUUGGAGGUCUACAAAGCGUAAUUGGCCUUUCUUUGGCACACAAUAGACUACAAGGACCUAUUCCUGAGUCAUUUGGAAACUUGAUAAGCUUGGAAUCCUUGGAUCUAUCUUACAACAAUCUCUCUGGUGUAAUUCCAAAGUCAAUGGAGUCACUCUUGCACCUUCAGCAUUUUAAUGUAUCUUUCAACUCAUUAAGAGGAGAAAUUCCCACCGGAGGACCAUUUGCAAACUUCACAAAUCAAUCCUUCAUGUUGAAUGAAGCACUAUGUGGUGCUUGGCAGUUGCAAGUCCCACCAUGCCAUUCAAGCUCUGGAUCAAAGACAAAACGAGUGCUUCUAGUUGUUUACAUUUUGUUGCCAAUUGCUUUUAUUGCCUUGACAUUCACAUUUGUGUCAAAAAGAUGUCGAAAGAGAAACAUAACUGCAAUUGAAACAGACUUGUUACCCACUUUAGCACAUGAAAGAAUUUCUUAUCAAGAGCUUCUACGAGCUACUAAUGCUUUUAGUGAUGGUAACUUGCUUGGAACUGGAAGCUUUGGUUCUGUUUACUGUGGGACACUUACAGAUGGGACCAUUUUAGCGAUUAAGGUAUUUAAUUUACAACUUGAAGAUGCAUCCAAGAGUUUUGAUACAGAAUGUGAAAUGUUGCGCAAUAUUCGUCACAGAAAUCUCACCAAAGUUAUCAGCAGUUGUUCCAAUCUAGAUUUCAGAGCCUUGGUACUCCAAUACAUGCCUAAUGGGAGUCUCGAAAAGUGGUUGUAUUCUCAUAACUAUUUCUUAGACAUCUUGCAGAGAUUAGACAUUAUGAUAGAUGUGGCAUGUGCACUGGACUAUCUCCACCAUGGUUAUUCAAUACCAUUAGUUCAUUGUGAUUUGAAGCCCAACAAUGUCCUACUAGAUGAAGAUAUGGUUGCACAUCUUAGUGAUUUUGGCAUUUCAAAGUUCUUGGGUGAGGGCGAGAGUAUUGCACACACCAAGACUCUAGCUACUUUGGGAUACAUUGCACCAGAGUAUGGAUUGGAAGGAUUAGUAUCUGCAAGGUCUGAUGUUUAUAGUUAUGGUAUUAUGCUAAUGGAAACGUUUACAAGAACUAAGCCCAUAGAUGAAAUGUUUGCUGGAGAUUUGAGCUUGAAGCUAUGGGUAAGUGAGUCACUACCCAAUGAGAUAAUUCAGAUUAUGGAUGCCAACUUGCUCAGGCCAGAGGAAGGGCAAGCCAAUGCAAAGGUGCAGUGUGUGUCAUCCAUUUUGCAAUUGGCUCUGAAUUGCUGUGCAGAAUCACCACAGGAUAGGAUCAAGAUGGAAGCAGUCCUGACAACACUGAAGAAGAUCAGACAUAGAUUUUUUGCAAGCGGUGAAAGGCAAUAA